Telopea speciosissima is the source of this 887-nucleotide messenger RNA. RefSeq names its product calmodulin-like protein 7. The transcript has a single exon. Gene Ontology annotation, molecular function: calcium ion binding. Bases 132 to 875 code for a protein of 247 amino acids. The record is from RefSeq and is a predicted model, not a curated record. NCBI's taxonomy places the organism in Eukaryota, Viridiplantae, Streptophyta, Magnoliopsida, Proteales, Proteaceae.
CUCUCUUCAAUGAAUUCAAUCCUGUGCUUUCCCUCAUCACCUCAUAUGCUUUCUUCUCAUUCCAAACAUUUUCUGCUUCUCCUUUCUCUGUUCUUUCUCUGUUCUUUCUCCUCAUUGGGUAGCUUUAGAAGAUGCUGCAGCUUCUGAGUUUUGUGUUAUUAGGAGGAAUCUUCCUCUGUAGUCUUAUAAAUCCUCUCAUCUUCUCUGUUCCUCCUGAGAAGUUUCUUGUUUGGCUUCGAUCUUUGUUUCUCACUAUUUCAUCUACCAUGACCACCACCACAACUAUUUCAACUUCCAUCACCGAAGCUUCAACGAAAGGAGAGAAUAAGGAUAAGAAGAACAAAACCCAUGGUCAAGACAAAUUGGAGUUGGAGAGGGUUUUUGCUACUUUCGACAAGAACGGAGAUGGAUUCAUAACGAAACAAGAAUUAGGGGAGUCCUUAAAGAAUAUGGGUCUCUUCACUACAGAGGAAGAAGUAGAAGGCAUGGUUGCAGAUUUGGAUUCUAAUGGUGAUGGGCUCAUCGAUCUUGAUGAGUUCUGUGAAUUGUAUGAUUCGUUGGAGAGGAAUCGAGGAAGGAAGGAUGAUGAGGAAGAGGAAGAAGGGGGAAAUGAUGAUAGGGAGAGGGAUUUGAGAGAAGCGUUUGAUGUGUUCGAUGGGAAUGGAGAUGGAAUGAUUACGGUGGAGGAGUUGGGAUUGGUGUUGUCGUCGAUGGGAUUGAAGGAAGGGAUUGGGAUUCAGGAUUGUAGAGAGAUGAUUAAGAUGGUUGAUAUGGAUGGAGAUGGUAAGGUUAAUUUUGAUGAGUUCAAGAUGAUGAUGAUGAAGAAGCCCAUUUCACCUGCAACUGAUCAAGCAAGCCUUACUGCCUCUUCUUAAUUCCAAUCCAAA